This is a messenger RNA of Xenopus tropicalis (tropical clawed frog), 1818 nucleotides long. Lineage: Eukaryota; Metazoa; Chordata; Amphibia; Anura; Pipidae. The record is from the annotation of a RefSeq genome assembly.
AUGAAUCUCCCCCUAAUCUUUAACUCCUCCUUAAUAAUUACAAUCACAACCCUUCUCACCCCGAUUCUUCUAGCAUCUACCUCACUAAACACCCAACACCUCCACAAAAUAAUUAAAACAGCAGUAAAAACCUCAUUUUUCAUUAGCCUGAUCCCCCUUUCGAUUUUCCUCGACCAAGGGUUAGAAUCUAUCACAACCAACUUUCACUGAAUAAAUAUCAACUCUUUCGAUAUCAACAUGAGUUUUAAAUUCGACAUCUACUCCUCAAUCUUCCUCCCUAUUGCCCUAUUUGUAACAUGAUCAAUUCUAGAGUUCGCCACAUGAUACAUAGCAUCAGACCCAUUAAUCACUCGAUUCUUUAAAUAUCUCCUCACCUUCUUAGUAGCCAUAGUUAUUCUAGUCACAGCAAACAACUUCUUUCAACUGUUUAUCGGUUGAGAAGGCGUUGGAAUUAUAUCCUUCCUUCUUAUUGGAUGAUGAUACGCCCGAGCAGAUGCCAACACCGCGGCCCUACAGGCCGUGAUUUACAACCGAGUAGGAGACAUUGGACUCAUUCUAAGCAUGGCCUGAGUGGCAAUAAACCUAAACUCAUGGGAAAUACAACAAGUAUUUAUACUUAAUCCCGAAAACCUCACCCUCCCCCUACUAGGACUAAUUCUAGCAGCCACUGGAAAAUCAGCUCAAUUUGGCCUCCACCCGUGACUUCCGGCGGCAAUAGAAGGCCCCACCCCUGUUUCAGCCCUACUACACUCAAGCACGAUGGUUGUAGCCGGAAUCUUCCUGCUAAUUCGCAUCCACCCCAUAAUCCAAAACAACAACACUGCAUUAACAAUUUGCCUAUGCCUUGGGGCAAUUACAACACUCUUCACAGCUGCUUGCGCCUUAACACAAAACGACAUCAAAAAAAUUGUGGCAUUCUCUACAUCCAGUCAACUUGGCCUCAUGAUAGUUACAAUCGGACUUAAUCUUCCUCAACUAGCAUUCUUCCACAUCUGCACCCACGCAUUCUUCAAAGCCAUACUAUUCCUAUGCUCGGGGUCUAUUAUUCACAGCCUAAAUGACGAACAAGACAUUCGUAAAAUAGGCGGCCUACAAAACUCUCUCCCCACCACCACCACCUGCUUAACAAUUGGGAGCCUUGCCCUUACCGGAACCCCCUUCCUAGCAGGAUUCUUCUCUAAAGAUGCAAUCAUUGAAGCCCUAAACACCUCUCAGACCAACGCAUGAGCACUAGCCCUUACACUAAUCGCUACAUCAUUCACAGCUGUUUAUAGCUUUCGAAUUAUCUUCUUCGCCUCUAUGGGUCACCCACGAUCCAACCCUCUCUCACCUAUUAAUGAAAACAACCCUACAGUAAUAAACCCUAUUAAACGCCUAGCUUGAGGAAGCAUUAUCUCCGGACUUGUAAUCGCAUCAAACAUACUCCCAAUUAAAUCUCCUAUUAUGACUAUACCACUUAUGGCGAAACAAGCAGCCAUCCUGGUUACCAUGGCCGGUCUAAUUAUCGCAAUUGACCUCGCCAACCUCACCACUUCCAUUAACACCCCGACCAAAACAAAAGUUCACUCUUUCUCUAACCUCCUUGGAUUCUUCCCACUGAUUAUUCACCGACUCACACCAAAAACUAACCUAAACAUAGCACAAAAAAUCGCCACACACAUUGUGGAUAUAUCCUGAUAUGAAAAAGCUGGUCCUCAAGGACUAGCCAACCAGCAACUGCCAAUAAUUAAAACCACUUCAAACAUUCAACAGGGAUUAAUCAAAACCUACCUCACCCUCUUCUUAAUAACCUCUGCCAUUUUAAUCUCCCUACUCUAA